Molecule: messenger RNA, 2896 nt
Organism: Myotis lucifugus (little brown bat)
Lineage: Eukaryota; Metazoa; Chordata; Mammalia; Chiroptera; Vespertilionidae
Gene: STX11
Product: syntaxin 11
Exons: 2
Coding region: 990-1853 (287 amino acids)
Biological process (GO): synaptic vesicle fusion to presynaptic active zone membrane; exocytosis; intracellular protein transport
Cellular component (GO): endomembrane system; SNARE complex; synaptic vesicle
Molecular function (GO): SNAP receptor activity; SNARE binding
Source: RefSeq, a predicted model, not a curated record
AUUUAUACAGUAGUUACUGAAUGUACAUUAGUUUUUUGAGCAGAGUAAAAUCCCAGAAUAGACAGUAAUCAAUAGCAUAUAGAGUGCUUACUCUGCCAGGCAUUGUUCUGGGAACUUUAUAUGGACUCUCUCAUUUAAUUCUCUCCACCAUCCUAAGUAGUAGGUAUUAUACACGGAGAAGAUAAGGUGACUACAAAGAAAUGUGACCAGCAGAGAUUUGAACAGCACUCAUCCAUUAGGAAUGGACCUCUUUCUGCUGGGAACACUGAAACCAGCGAGGUCGCCCAGGCUCGUCCCAGUGGUGGCAGAGCUGGAUUUGACUAUCUCCCCAGGCUCAACAGUUGGCCACUCUCUAAGUAGAUGUGGAAUUCCAAGCAGAUUCUACGACUCUGAAAAGAAGUAUUCUGCUUGCCUUUCACCUCCUGAACCACUCUAAGGGCCAUAAUCAACUUCCGAAGGUCUUAGCAACGUAGUGCACAUCCCACUAAUUGAUAUUCUUUGUAGUGUAAUAGCAAGAAACAGGUGUGGUCCAGUCUUGGAUGACAAAGGAAGGUGUAGAACGUGGCAGUGGAGUUGUGUAAGAAGUUGCAUUUCGCCGGCCCAGUGUUCUCUAUUUUGGUGAUCUGUUACACUUAGGACGAUCCACCUCCAUUUCAAAACUGGCUCUUCAAGUUUUCAGAGCCUCUUAUCAGACUGAAACUCAGCCAAGGUUGAAGCUGCCCAGUGUCUCUGUGCCGGCCCACCCCCACUGCUGGAGGACUCCUAUUUAGCACAGGCAUUAUCUGCAGAACCUGCUUGUGGGGAGAGGACAGGAGAGGAAGAGAGAAACGUCAAUGCAACUGGGCAUGUGCCUUGACCAGAACGAACCUGGCAGCCGUUCCCGGCACGAGAUAAUGCCCAACCAACUGGACCACACCAGCCAGGGCAGAAUACUUCUCUAUUGCUCUCACUAGAGGAAUUUAACUUUGGUAUCUCUACCUGCAGGCAACAUGAAGGACCGUCUAGCAGAACUUCUGGAGUUAACCAAGCAGUAUGACCAGCAGCUCUCCGACGGGGACGAUGAAUUGGACUCGCCCUACGAGGACUUCGUGUUCGAGACAGACCACAUCCUGGAGUCCUUGUACAGAGACAUCAAGGGCCUUCAGGAUGAAAACCAGCAGUUGAUGAUCGACGUGAAGCGGCUGGGAAAGCAGAACGCCCGCUUCCUCACGUCCAUGCGGCGUCUCAGCAGCAUCAAGCGCGACACCAAUUCAAUCGCCAAGGACAUCAAGGCCCGCGGCGAGAGCAUCCACCGCAAGCUGCGCGCCAUGAAGGUGCUGAGCGAGGCGGCCGAGGCCCAGCACGGACCCAACUCGGCAGUGGCGCGCAUCUCCCGCGCGCAGUACAGCGCGCUCACCCGCACCUUCCAGCGCGCCAUGCACGAGUACAACCAGGCCGAGAUGAAGCAGCGCGACAACUGCAAGAUCCGCAUCCAGCGCCAGCUGGAGAUCAUGGGCAAGGACGUGUCGGGCGAGCAGAUCGAGGACAUGUUCGAGCAGGGCAAGUGGGACGUGUUCUCAGAGAACCUGCUGGCCGACGUGAAGGGCGCGCGGGCGGCCCUCAACGAGAUCGAGAGCCGCCACCGCGAGCUGCUGAAGCUGGAGAGCCGCAUCCGUGAUGUGCACGAGCUUUUCCUGCAGAUGGCGGUGCUGGUGGAGGAGCAGGCCGACACCCUGAACGUCAUCGAGCUCAACGUGGAGAAGACCGUGGACUACACUGGCCAGGCCAAGGCGCAGGUGCGCAAGACCUUGCAGUACAAGAAGAAGAACCCCUGCCGGACCAUCUGCUGCUUCUGCUGCCCCUGCGUCAACUAGCAGGUUGGCCUGGGACCCCGCACCCCCUCUCAACGGGAAUGGGCUGGGAAGCGCACUGGGAAAGAUUUGGGGGCUCCCUUCACUGGGGCGAGUUGUCCCAACUCGUAUGGACCUCAGUUUUUAGAGAAAGAAGAAACGCGAGGUCCAAAAAUUCCAACCCAGCCCAUGCUUGGGACUAUAGUUGAUGCCUUCCGAUGUUUCUGCAGUAAGUACAGAGAUACCCUGAAGUUGUGUGAGGUCGUUAUAUGGCAAAUUGCAUCCUUGCCCUCUUAACAGAAGCCACAUAAAGAACUGACUAGCGAACUGGAGGGUACAUGUCCCAGGCAUGUUUCCUAGUGAAAUUCUAGGAGGAAGUCAAUUCCGCAUUGGCUAAUAGUAUGAACUCAUCAAAACAAAUUGAUACCCUCUCCUGAAAGUCUCUUGGUUCUGUUCAAUUUCACGUCUUUCAUUUCCACUCCUCAUCUGGUUUAUGCUGUGUGAUUCCUGUCUAGAAGUAUACCUAUUUCCUUCCUGCUCACCUCCAUACUUAUUAAAAUCACAUUUAACACUCACUAUUUUCUUAUCUCUUUACUUUUAAUAUCUUCCAUCAGAAUAUAGUUGGGAUUUUUUUUCCCAAAUAUUUUUAAGCACUGAGUAUUGAACAAGCCCUGAAAUUGAUGUGUGUAUCAGUCACAUUUUAUAUAUUUUUCAUAACUAAAAAUAAUUUAAAAUUUAUCUUUUUUUACUUGAUUGUUACAAAUGCACAUAUACAUAUGUAAAUUGUGAAGUACUAAUAUUCACUAACACAUGUACAUAAUGACUAAUUGGUUUUCAUUUUACUUUUGUAAAUAUAAACUAUAAAUAUCAGAAAAAACACUUUUACUGGUUAUUGGUGUUGGUUGUCUUGUUUUGAGUUUAUCUCAUUCCCAUCUGCAUAUCCAGUCCAAUUUGGGCAGGAACUUUAUUUUGAACAACUCUGUGUCAGUUAUAGUGAUAAAGACAGAUGUCAACAGCUGAAAAUAAAUCCAGAACUAGAUAAUAAAAUAAAUUUCUUGGAAAUAUGA